AUGAAUGGGAGGGCCUGUAGCAUGAGCUGCCAGACAACAGGUCUUCCUUAUGGACCUGGGGCAAUCAGUGGACAGCAGAGCUCACCAAUGAGAGCUCAUGCAGAAGCACCCUGCCCAUCUUCACAUAGCAGCACCCUCAAGGCAGCUAUUGGAAACGCAUCUGCCAGCCAACACCUAAAGAUGCCCCUUGGAGGAGGGGUCACUCCUCCAAGCAACACCACUGACAGCACUACCCACCUUCCUGCACGGAGUCCCAGGAGACACGUGGUCACAAAUGGAAAGCCUGUCUUCCAAGUCCCACAGCUCCCAGGACUGCCAGCCCCACAGGCUUUAAAACCCAAACUGCAAGACUUUGGAAAUACCUUCUCCCCAGGCACAGGUAAAGGAGGUCUUGGUUAUGGACCCCAGUACAAGUCCAUUGGAAAAGGCAGCUGCAACAAUCUAGUAGUCACCAGCAGUCCCAUGACAGUUCAACGGCUGGGACCUAUUUCUCCUCCUGCUAAUCAGGUCUCAACAGCUUGCAACCAGAUCAGUCCUAGCUUACAGAGGUCUGUGGAUGCUUCCAACCUGGGUGUACCUCCAUCUGAUACAAGGUCCCUCAUGUCAUGUGAGCUGCCGCUGAGCUUGUUGGAAAGUCAGUCAACUCUGAGUGUGAAGCAAGAGUGGUCACGUGGCUACUGGAUACUCCCUUCCCUUCCACCCCACCAAGAUUCUCAAAAUGGCAAUGAGCUAGAGGACCUGCUGAAUUUUCCACCCAGAACAUCCAUGCCCAGUAACAGUGUCUCUAAUUCAUUGCCGUCCUACUUGCUUGGUGUAGAAAACAGCCAUUCCCCUUACCUGAGCCCUCGCCACUCCUCAAGCCGGCCGCAGUCCUCCCGCUCCAAGAAGAGGGCACUCUCUCUCUCCCCUCUCUCUGAUGGCAUUGGGUUCGAUUUCAACACCAUCAUCCGCACGUCCCCAACCUCUCUGGUUGCCUACAUCAACGGCUCUAGGACAUCACCAGCUAGCAUCUCCCCACAACCUGAAGUCUAUGGACAUUUUCUGGGGGUGAGGGGGAGCUGCAUUGCCCAAGCUUGCUCCAUUCCCAACACCCACAAAGGCCUUCUUGUGGCUAACGGAAACAUCACCCUUCCAGGCUACUCUGAGAGUGGUGCUGCUGAGUACCAGCGAAUGCAGCAACUGGAGCAAGCGACCCUGCCGUUGGCAGCCUUGAGCAACAUGGCGGUGCAGCACAGCGCGCCUCCCACGGACAGUCAGCCUGCAGGUGCCUUGAAAAGUGAAUGGCAAGAUGAUUUCUCUGGCCAGGCAGCUGAGGUGCCUCCUCUCCCACUUCUUUUACCACCGCAGGGCCCGCCACCCCCAUAUCAUGCACAUCAGCACCGGCGUCCACACAACCUCCUUGGCCUCCCACACCCUGCGGCCUCGGCUGCCACCCCAGGAGCACUGCUAGAUGAGGACGGUGAUCUGGAUGAUGUGAGUGGCAAGCACUACUGCCGUUGGGUUGAGUGCAGUGCGCUGUAUGACCAUCAAGAGGACCUUGUGCGGCACAUAGAGAAGAUCCACAUAGACCAGAGGAAGGGAGAGGAUUUCACGUGCUUCUGGGCAGGAUGCCCGCGGAGGUACAAGCCAUUCAAUGCCCGCUACAAGCUGCUGAUUCACAUGAGAGUCCACUCAGGAGAGAAGCCGAACAAAUGCACAUUUGAGGGCUGCAAGAAGGCCUUUUCCAGACUGGAAAACCUCAAGAUUCACUUGAGGAGCCACACGGGCGAAAAGCCCUACCUCUGCCAGCACCCCGGCUGCCAGAAGGCCUUCAGCAACUCCAGCGACCGGGCAAAGCACCAGCGGACCCACCUGGACACGAAACCCUAUGCAUGUCAGAUUCCAGGAUGUACUAAACGAUACACGGACCCAAGCUCUCUGAGAAAGCAUGUGAAAGCACAUUCUUCCAAAGACCAACAAGCCAGGAAAAAGUUGCGAUCGGGCUUGGACCUUGACCAAGACAUCCUGAAUGACUGCCUCACAAUUCAGCCUCUCCAGACAUCCCCUUCACCACAUGAUGCAGCCAAUACCAUGAGACCAUCUCCAGAGUCACCUCAUGAGAUCUACCAAGCAGCUGUGUUCCCCGGCCUCCAGACAAGCCAGAGUGCCACCAUGGCAGUGGGAGCUGUGUCCUUGUCCCAGCCCAUCAACCUCCCUUCCCCGGGAUGCAACGUUCAGGGCAGUCCUCACCAUCCACCCCAACAGCUACCUCUUCUCUCAGCUGUGGACUCUGAGAGGUUUUUUGCUCCAGCGCCUUCUCCUCACCACGUCAGCCCACGGAGGGUCCCCGUCCCACCCGCCCUGGUGCAGAGACCAACCCCUCCUCUCCCUCCACAGCCUACAGGAAUGCACCUAAAGACGUACACGGCAGCAGCAAACCCUUCUUGCCAACCAAACAGCCUCCACAUCCAAGGUUUUUAUGGACAGAUUCAGACUUUCUGCCCUCCCCAUUAUGGGGACACUCAGAAAAACGUGCAACAUGGUCUAUCUUGCAAUAUGGUUCCUCCUUUUGAAGACUGCUUAGCUCCCACACCAGUGAGCCAGGCAGGGUCUGGUGCCUUCCAUCGAACCUUUUCAGCUCAUUCUGGUAUUACAGUUUAUGAUUUUCCACCGGGACCCACAGGUAUCUUCGGUGAUUCAACUUACAGCCUGCCUGAAGACAGCAGUUUCCUACAAAUAAGUGCAAUGGAUCGUUGUCCCAGCCACCUUUCUUCCGUCUACACGGAAGGCUAAUUCGUUCCCACUCAUAUUGAACUUAAUUCCAUAUCAUCUUGCCCUUUUGAUAUUUCACUAUCAGUUUUUCUCUCCAUAAGACUGCCAUGUAUGUAUGGGGAUAUGGGUGAAUAUACAUACAUACUGGAGAGGAAGACAUGCAAUCAGUGGGCAUU
Molecule: messenger RNA, 2927 nt
Organism: Tinamus guttatus (white-throated tinamou)
Lineage: Eukaryota; Metazoa; Chordata; Aves; Tinamiformes; Tinamidae
Gene: GLIS3
Product: GLIS family zinc finger 3
Biological process (GO): regulation of transcription by RNA polymerase II
Cellular component (GO): nucleus
Molecular function (GO): DNA-binding transcription factor activity, RNA polymerase II-specific; RNA polymerase II cis-regulatory region sequence-specific DNA binding
Source: RefSeq, a predicted model, not a curated record